Molecule: messenger RNA, 3410 nt
Organism: Musa acuminata AAA Group (dessert banana)
Lineage: Eukaryota; Viridiplantae; Streptophyta; Magnoliopsida; Zingiberales; Musaceae
Exons: 12
Coding region: 733-2997 (754 amino acids)
Source: RefSeq, a predicted model, not a curated record
GGAGCCUUGACGAAUGUGUCUCGAGACAUGUGUUCUAUUUGAUCGGUGUGAAGGGCUUUCCUUCUUCCUUCCUUUCUUCCGUUCUUCUUCUUUGGCAUUCUUUGUCUUUUGUGGAUGGAGUUGGUGAUCGAUUUCUUUCUUUCCGCUGUGACUUGUUGCGCAGGACUUCUUUUUCAAUUUGGGGUUUGUUGGAGAUGGGAUUAAGAUCGAACUCGGUUGGAGUUUGGUGGCUUUAUUUGUUUGGUCUAUGUCCAUUCGAAAUUUCCCUUCUUUUGCCCCCUCCACAUUCUGUGUUUGAGUUGGGAACCCGAUUCCGAUGAGCUCAUAGGACGACAGGACAAAGCUCUCUUUCCCAUUUCUUUCUUCUUUUUAUUUCCCCUUUAUCUUUGUUGUUUCUUUUAUAUGGUUUUGUCUUCAUCUCCUUUUGUUCCAACUCAUUCUUGUUCAUCUUUUGCUGCUUUUCGCUGAUGCUAGUAGUUUACUCGUUUCUGGUCUCAGUCCCUUCGCCAAAUGCCAACGCUGAGAGAUUAAGCUGCGCCUAAGCCGAUAAAGAGAUUGUUGAAAACCCGCAAGGGGAGACAAAAACCUCUCAUUUGCCUCAAAUUAGGAAAAAGAGGGCCGUCUUUCACGCGAUAUUCUCUCUCUUAUUACCUCCUCUCUCUCUCUCUCUCUCUCUCUCUCUCUCUCUCUCUCUCUCUCUCAGAGUAGAUAUGGUGUAAAUCUCAAAGAAGCAUGCUUAAAAAUCCCUUCUUUUUUCCCGUUCAUCUGAUUCAUUUGGGCCUGGGUGUCGUUCUCCCACAGUGGCGAGAUGAGGUAGGCCAUCUGAUCGAUGAGGCCAUGCCGGGAUCAGGCGAGGACAGAGAGGGCUCGCGAGAUUUGAUGCGUCGAAGAAGCACAAUGAGUCGCUCCUCGCCUAUCGUUUCAAAUGAUAAUGGUGACUGUAGUAGUGGAGAUGGAGUAGAUGGGAAUUCGGCCAUGGUUAGGUGGAGGAAGCAGAAUGUCCGGGCUCCAAGGUGUAGGCUGAACAAUAAUGAGUCGUCUGACGAAGCAGGAAGAGGCAGGUCAGAGGGAGAGGAGGGCGAUUCUUCUAGGCCAAAUCUUAGUGCCAAUGCCACCACAAGUCUAAAUAGUAGGAAGAGAGUUAGGCUCCAUGGAAAGGUCGCUGAGGAUAGCAAUGCUGUUGACACCGCACCCGUGCCGAGGAAAUUGAGAUCAGCAAUCAAUAAACGCAGCAGCCAGUCAUCGUCUCGUGCGAUGCCAGAUGCCACGAAAAAGCAUCAUCGCAGUUCUAGUGGAGUCGAGGUGCUAUAUGGGAAUGGUGGUAGAAGAUGCAAACCGACCAUGCUGCUUGACUCAUUAACCAAGGAUGAAGAGGAAGUUGUGGAGGCUUUGUGUGCAUUAUCCAGAAUGCUACCUGUUGGCACCCGAGUUCCAGACAAAGAAAAUAGGAGACUGUCAGACAUCCAGGAUAAUAAUGCUACUGCAGAUCCUCAUUCAGAAGCUCCAAAAAAAGAGGGUGAAGGACAACAUUUGCAACAAUGCAUCGCCAGUGGAAUUAGGGUUCCCUCUUCUUGUAUGGCAAAACCAUUAGAUGAAACAAUGGAGGAAGAAAAUGUCUUUUCCAAACAACCUCUCACCGUUUGCGCAAGGCAGACUAUCGAUUCAGACAUGAGUAGAAUUAAGGAACAUGGCACUCAUAUAACUCCAUUGUCCGAAAAUGAACCCCCAGAGAGUAGUGUCAGAUAUUUUGAAAAAUUUUCAAGCCCAUCAGAUGUUCUGCCUCACACAACUGGAAAUAGAGCACUGCAUCCGACUCAAUGUGAUGCCUUUACAGCCAUUCCGCCAUGCAAAUUAGAUAUGCUACAACCAAACGGACAUGUUGAAUCACCUGCACUGGGGGGGAAUAAAGUUCAGCAAGUGGAGUGUAACAGUGAAAAUAGUACAAAACGUGUGUGCCAGGAAGGAAUUGUUCCACUGCAUAUCCAUCCUUCUUCAAGCAAUACUGCAGUUUGGCCAAGCUCUGCCACUGGUGCUGCUAGACUUGUUUCAAGCAGAAUUGAUCUUCCAACUAAAAAGGUUCUGCCUGAUGUAGUAUCAUCUUGGAAAAAAUGUGCUAUUCAUGUGUUCAUAGGCCAUCUUAUCAAGAACUAUCAAGAAAAGGAGGAGUGCAAGACUUUACUGCUGUCUGAGGUAUCGAGGCCCAUGGAUGGGUCAAAAUUGUGUGCAACAGCAAAUGAUGAGAAAGUUGGGUUACAAAAUUCUGUUGCCAAGAGGAAUAAACACGAAGGAAGAGUUGAAGUUUUAUGUGACAGAAGAUAUAUGUCAGCUCAUCAAUCUUCAGUCUCAUCUGAUGCCGAGCAAAAGAAGGCCUGUGAUUUCGCUUCAUUAUUGGGAAAUGGCAAUGCUAGUAGUUUCGCAAACGGAGCAAAGUCUGCGGGGCAGCUUCGUUCUCCUUUUCUGCAUGCGCAAGUUCCACAUCAUCCUCUUGUGCCAUUUCCUUUCCCUCAUGUGCCAUAUGCUUCACCUUACUCAGAGAAGCUAGUAGCUGCGACCACUCAACCGGUUCAGCUUCAAGUACCUAAUUAUGUAGGCCAUCCAUUCUUCGGACCGCAAAUGGACGACACCAUGGGCAACAUGCAGCUGCAACAACAGUACCAGCAGCAACAGAUAUGGCAGGCUCAUUUCGCCCAAUACAGAUCCCCCCUCGUGGGCAUUGCAGCGCUGCAGAACGAUCGGCUACAUGACUCAUCUGCUUCCACCCGCCGAAUUGUUCAGGCUUCAUCAACUCUCCCAUCUUCCCCACCUGUACAAAUGCAAUGUGGAUCAUCAUCACAACACCAACUUCUUGCUAACGCCUCCUCAUCGUCGUCCUCCAAAGCAAAGCCUCACCAACAACCGGGAAGCCUGCGGGGCGGUAGAUUCCACCAUGAAGGCCCCCAUUCGGUCGCAGCUGCAUCACAACACCGGUCGAUCAUGAAGAAUGAUACAAUAGGAUGAGGAUGGAUAUUCAUCAUCACAGACUUGCCACCAUUGCAAGCCAUCAUCAGUGACAAGCAGGAUAACAGAUGCUGAUACUGAUACCAUCAAGUUGAUGCGCUUCUGGCUCACCAGAAUCCUCUGAAGCAUCCUAAAAUAGGAAGACGACAUGACCAUAUUCACUAUGGUGUCAUGAACAUCGAUCUCUCUCUCGUUGGCUUCCAAUUGGGGACAGCAAAAUGUUGGAGAGAAAGAGAAAAGGAAGCCUAUAUUUCCAUUGUUUAGCAGUUCAUUCCGAUGAGAGCCGGCGUCUGAGAUGUAAUGUAUUUUUGGGUCACUGAGAUCAUUGGCUUAUUAGUCGUCAACCAAGAUAUGAACGUGUACUUCACCAACUGUACAUUGUUAUAGCUUCUAACAACAUAUGAAGUUUUUGA